UACAUAAUAGGUGUCUGAAAAUUUGAUCUAAUCGUUUAACUUUCCCACAGCCGGUGAGAAUUUUCUCCAUCACCACAUGGCCUGCCCGGUUGCAAAUUUGCAAUACCUGCACACAGGCUAGUACAUAAUAUAAGGUCAAUAGUCAAUUAGACAGGUCAAAAAAUAGAAAGAGAAGAGAGAGAAGAAAGCAAAAGACAAGUUAAAGAAAGAAAGAGAGUGGAGAAGAAUAUGAGUAUGACGGUGGUGUGGGAGAGGGUAAUAGAGAUAACAAAGUGGGCGCAGGAGAAGAAGACGGAGGCUGUUGUAUGGUCGAUUGAGGUGAGCUCAUGGCUGAAAACGGCGGGUGUGUCGUUACCGUCGGUGGAACUGGCACACCGUCUUGUGUCUCACAUCUGUUGGGAGAAUCACGUGGCGGGGACGUGGAAAUACCUUGAGAAAGCGAUGGAAGUGAGAAUGGUUCCUCCUUUGCUCGUCCUGGCCCUCCUCUCCACCAAAGUAGUUCCCAACAGACACCCUCUUCUCCACCCAUCCGCUUACUCUCUCUACCUUCACCUCCUCAACAAACACGUUUUCUCUCUUUCUUCUCACAUCAAUUCUCCCAAUUAUCCCUCUCUUAUGAAUUCCAUUCACAACGUUCUUCGCCUUUCUCAACUCUAUGAUUAUUAUUAUGAUGAUGAUGAUGAUCACCCUCACCCUGGCGUUGUUCUCGUUCACUUUCUUUUCACUCUAGUGUGGCAGUUACUCGAAGCAUCCUUACAAGACGAAGGCUUACUCCAACACAACUCCUUAUUAUUCGUCGAUCCUGAUCUCGAUCUCACCAUGGAAUUGGAAUUGGAAUUGGAUAAUCACCACCAUAAUGUCCAUGUCAAUAAUAAUAAUAGUAAUAAACACACUUUGCACGCCAAAAAUACCGCAACCGCCAUUCAAUUCAUUGCGCGCUUUCUUCAUAACAAAGUUACUUCAAGGAUUCUCUCCUUGGUUCAACGAAACAUGCCAACGCAUUGGGGAGCUUUUGUUAACGAACUAGAGCGGCUUGCGGCCAAGUCGUUGAUUUUGAGGAGCUUGAAAAAUGUAUCUCCAAAAUCGUUUUUCCCUUUGAAUUUCAAAUCGAAAAAGAUGAAGCUGAGUUCAGUGUUGGCUGCAAGUGCGAGUGCUGUUCAAUCUCACAAUGAUAGUUCACUUUGGCUUCCCAUUGAUCUAAUACUGGAGGAUGCAAUGGAUGGUGAUCAUGUCAUGGCUGCCAGUGCUGUUGAACUUCUUACUGGGUUGGUGAAGGCUUUACAAGCAGUUAAUGCUACUGCGUGGCACAAUGCAUUUUUAGGUUUAUGGAUUGCUGCACUGCGACUGGUUCAGCGGGAGAGGGAUCCAUGUGAAGGUCCUGUACCUCGCCUCGAUACCUGCUUGUGUAUGCUGUUGUGCAUUACAACCCUUGUAGUUGCUAAUGUUAUUGAAGAAGAGGAAGGUGAACUAAUUGAAGAAGCUGAGCGUAGCCCUACGAAUCAAAGGAAGGACAAGCCAGCCUUAGGAAAGUGUCGUGGGGAAUUGGUUACAAGCUUACAACUAUUAGGUGAUUAUGAGGAUUUACUCAAUCCACCUCAACCUGUUAUUUGGGUAGCUAAUCAGGCUGCUGCCAAGGCUAUCAUGUUUGUAUCAGGACAUAGCGGAUACUUGGAAUAUAUGAAUCUGAAUGACUUGCCGACAAACUGCUCUGGUAACUUAUGGCAUUUGAUUAUUGAGGCUUGUAUUGCAAGACAUCUGAUUGAUACCUCAGCUUAUUUUUGGCCUGGUUAUGUGAGUUCACCUUGCAAUCAACCACUUCAUAGUAUUCCUAAUCAUUUGCCUAGCUGGUCAUCAUUGAUGAAGGGUUCACCGCUAACUCCUCCAAUGGUUAAUGCCUUAGUUGCAACUCCUGCUUCCAGCUUAGCAGAGAUUGAGAAAAUUUUUGAAUUUGCAAUCAAUGGCUCAGAUGAAGAAAAGAUAUCUGCUGCUACCAUUCUUUGUGGGGCAUCUCUAGUACGUGGGUGGAAUGUCCAGGAACAUGUCGUCUUUUUCAUCAUAAAACUGCUUUCACCUCCAGUUCCUCCUAAAUACUCUGGGACUGAAAACCAUCUGAUUAGCUAUGCUCCAUUUCUGAAUGUCCUUCUGGUUGGAAUUUCACCUGUAGACAGUGUUCAGAUUUUCUCCCUACAUGGUGCGGUUCCACUACUUGCAGCUGCACUAAUGCCAAUAUGUGAGGCUUUUGGAUCAUGUGUUCCUAGUGUGUCAUGGACUUCUGCAACUGGUGACAAGCUCUCUUGCCAUGCAGUGUUCUCUAAUGCAUUUGUUCUCCUGCUGAGAUUAUGGCGGUUUAAUCAUCCACCUGUUGAACAUGUGAUGGGGGGUGCAGCAACUCCAGCAUUAGGAUCACAGUUAGGUCCUGAGUACCUUUUAUUGGUUCGGAAUUGUAUGUUGGCAUCCUUUGGGAAAUCACCAAGAGACCGAAUAAGAAGCAGAAGAUUUUCAAAAAUGAUAAGCUUUUCUUCAGAGCCUUUAUUUAUGGACUCCUUUCCAAAAUUGAACACUUGGUAUCAGCAACAUCAAGAAUGUCUUGCAUCAACUCGAUGUGCUCUUGUUCCUGGAGGGCCUAUUCUUCAGAUUGUUGAUGCACUACUAAGCAUGACUUGCAGGAAAAUAAAUAGAAGUGCUCAGUCAUUGACAUCUACAACUUCAGGAAGCAGUAAUUCAUCUGGUUCUUCAUUGGAUGACGCUUUGAUGAAACUCAAAGUACCGGCAUGGGAUAUCCUUGAAGCAGCUCCAUUUGUUCUUGAUGCUGCUCUUACCGCUUGUGCUCACGGAAGACUCAGUCCCCGUGAACUGGCUACAGGUCUCAAAGAUAUUGCUGAUUUUCUUCCGGCAACUUUGGCGACCAUUGUAAGCUACUUAUCAGCUGAAGUAACACGCGGUGUAUGGAAGCCAGCUUUUAUGAAUGGAACUGAUUGGCCUAGUCCAGCUGCUAAUUUAUCAAUUGUGGAGCAACAAAUCAAAAAAAUUCUUGCAGCCACAGGUGUCAAUGUCCCAAGCCUCGCAAUAGCAGAUGGGAAUGCUCCAGCUACACUUCCUUUGCCUUUGGCGGCUUUUCUAAGUCUCACAAUAACCUAUAAACUUGAUAAAUCUUCUGAGCGCUUUCUUGUUUUGAUUGGCCCAUCUUUGAUCAACCUUUCUUCCGGUUGCCCCUGGCCGUGCAUGCCCAUUGUAGGUUCUUUGUGGGCUCAGAAGGUGAAACGUUGGAGUGACUUUUUUGUAUUCUCUGCUUCUGGAACUGUCUUCCACCAUAGCAGGGAUGCUGUAGUUCAGCUCCUAAAAAGUUGCUUCACAUCCACCCUUGGGCUUGGUUCUGCCUGUAUCUAUAACAAUGGUGGUGUUGGUGCUCUCCUUGGUCAUGGAUUUGGUUCUCACUUCUGUGGUGGGAUCUCUCCAGUUGCUCCUGGAAUUCUCUACUUGCGAGUUUACAGGUCUAUAAGAGAUGCUAUGUUCUUGACAGAAGAAAUUGUAUCUCUUCUAAUGCUUUCUGUUAGAGAUAUAGCAAGUGGUGGGUUGCCCAAGGGUGAAGCACACAAGCUAAAGAAGGCUAAAUAUGGAAUGAGAUACGGACAGGUUUCUCUUGCUGCAUCAAUGACACGUGUCAAGCAUGCUGCCCUUCUCGGGGCUUCUUUUCUUUGGAUAUCUGGUGGUUCAAGUUUGGUUCAAUCUUUGAUAACAGAAACUUUACCUUCAUGGUUUUUAUCAGCUCAAGGGUUGGAGCAGGAAGUGGGAGAAUCUGGGGUUGUGGUUGCCAUUCUUAGAGGUUAUGCACUGGCAUAUUUUGCUGUACUUAGUGGGACAUUUGCUUGGGGUAUUGACUCUUUAUCAGCAGCAUCAAAACGACGACCUAAGGUUCUUGGGAUUCAUUUAGAGUUUCUUGCAAAUGCUCUAGAUGGGAAAAUAUCACUUCGCUGUGAUUGUGCAACUUGGCGUGCCUAUGUGUCCGGGUUUAUGAGCUUGAUGGUGAGUUGCACACCACUGUGGAUUGAGGAACUUGAUGCAAGCAUAUUGAAGAGAGUGAGCAAGGGAUUAAGACAGUUGAAUGAAGACGACUUGGCGCUCCACUUAUUAGAAAUCAGAGGAACAAGCCUCAUGGGUGAGGUAGCUGAAAUGAUAAGCCAAAAUGGAUUUUAAAACUGGUAAGAACAUGGGAGCAUGGUGCAUUGUGAAGUUAGGAAUUAUGAUAUUUAUUUCAGGAAGAAAAAUGCCGCAUCAUUUGCUACUUGCUACCAUUUCUGUACAUAACAAUGUAAAUUUCAUAAAUUCAUUUUAUCCCCUGAAUUUCGAGUUGUAACAUUUAACUAUUUUAUAAACAAUUAAGUCAUAGAAAGUAUUACGAUAGAUAUUUGUCAUCGUUUGUCCAAACAACAGAUUUUGCCGUUGGUCAUGUGAGUAAAUUUUGGGGGAAUAUGUGUUCCUUAUUGUUGAGACAUGCAAAGGUUUAGUUUGUUAUUGUUAAAA
Cicer arietinum (chickpea) is the source of this 4521-nucleotide messenger RNA. RefSeq names its product mediator of RNA polymerase II transcription subunit 33B-like. Gene Ontology annotation, biological process: regulation of phenylpropanoid metabolic process. Gene Ontology annotation, cellular component: mediator complex. The record is from RefSeq and is a predicted model, not a curated record. Lineage: Eukaryota; Viridiplantae; Streptophyta; Magnoliopsida; Fabales; Fabaceae.